CAAGGGGAGAGAGAGAGAGAGAAAAAAAGGCACAAAUUAGACUUAUGGAAGGAUUUUCCAAGCGUUGCGGCAUCAGGCCUCUGAGCGGGAGGUCUUUGCUUAUUUUGCUGCUGCAAAAAGGGAGCUAAGCAUUUAGGUGUCUUAACUAUGGCCUAAAGUGCUAACAAGGGAUUAGUGAGGUAAACGUCCAAAGAGGUUUAACGCUUAAGGAGCAGUGCUGCUUCAGUAAUUACACAUGAGUUUUUUUUUUUUUGUUUUUUUUUUGCAAGGUGCACCCGGGCAAUUGGACGGGGGAGAUCACGGUGAUGUCAGGACGAGGGAGGGCUUACCGCGGCGGAUAAGGCCCGCUAAUGGAGAUGAAAGCAAUCGGUAUUUAAAAGCUCUUUUUUAGUUAAGGCAGUUAGUUAGGCUGGCAGGCAGGGAAGCCCGGGAAAGACUUCCUGUCGGAUGCUCCGGGCCUUUCUCGCUGACAUUUUUCAUUGAUUUUUUUUUUUUAAUUCCUUCUCAACUGAAACGAAGAUCCCCCUCGCUGGAUUUUAGAGCAUCCUCGUGGCGGCCGGAGGAGCGUAAGAUGACCCCUCGCGAGCAGCUGAGGAAGAUGACGGCACUGGGAGAGCAAGGAGCUUUGGAUGAGAAGCACUGGUACCGCCUGGUCAACGGCAUGUCGGCAAACGAGCUGAGACAGAGGCAGGAGAUCAUGAUGAGGAACCAAAUGGCCAUGGCGCCGCAGAUCCUCACCCAGAGCCAGCAGAGGUUACAGGGGGUCCCGACCCCGUUUGAACCACGAUUCAUGGAAAGGGAGUUAGUCCCGCCGGCUGAGAUGGUAGCUCCGGACGGAAGGCAGAUGCACAUGGGACCUCACCUGGGCCCUCCUCUGGCACCGCAUGCCGGCGUCCUCCCGGGAAGAACCUUUCCAGGAGCGGCCGGCUACGGCUUCCUGCCCUCGGAGCCCAUGGAAACGGCCGCCCGGCGACAGGAGCUCAUUCACAAGCAAAACAUGGCCAGAAUGGAGAUGAAUGCCAUCCUGCAUCAGAAAGAGCUGGAGAACGCCCACCAAAAGGGUCUGAUGGGCAUAGAGAACCCCAUGUCCUACCCUUCCAACCCCAUGACCUUCAGAGGUCGCCAGCGCAUGCCGGACGGCCACGACGUCUUCGUCCACCGGCCCACCCUGGACGAACUCCACUCCAACAGCAUCCUCAUGACGGCCAACCCUUACCCGCCUCUCGGCGCGCUGCACAGAGAGCGGGGACGCCGGGCGGCCAGGCGGCCCGCGGCCCACAAGAGCGCCGACCAUCAUGUCAAGGGCCCGGCCGAGGACAAAUGCGCGGAGCCGAGUCCGGGGGGCGCCUCCGGAGGGGAAGAGAAAGAGGUGGAGGUCAAGGGGGAGGCGGGAGACGAGUGCUCCGUCGGCAAGGCGCACCACCCGGCCAAAGCGGACUCUGAAGCGGCCGCGGGAGGCGGCAAAUCCUACAAGGAGGGCGAGGUGGGUCCGCGUAAGGCCGGCGCUCCGGACCAACGUGUGGACUCCAGCAACAGCGGAGCCAACGAAAAGGAGGCUCCGAGCCAGUGUGCCACCUUCCCGGAGAAGUUCAUGUACCCCCCAGGGGGCGUGCCUUACAUGUUCCCCGUUGCCGGGAAUGGCUUUCUACCAUCAGGUCCACCUAACGUCUUCCUAAAUGGAGAUGAGGUGUCCGAGGACAUCAGGAAAUGGAGCGUCAACGAUGUUUAUAACUUCAUCAACAGCAUUCCCUCCUGUUCGGAGUACGCUCAGACGUUUAGAGACCACCUGAUUGACGGCGAGACGCUGCCCCUCCUCUCGGAGGAACAUUUGCUGGACACACUGGGCCUUAAACUUGGGCCAGCUCUCAAAAUACGCUCUCAGGUGUCGAGGCGCAUGGGCAGCAUGCUGUACAUGAUGAACCUCCCGCUCCCCGCCGGCCCCCUGCAGGCAGCCCCCGACAAGCCCGGGGACCGUUCGUCAGAGCCGGGCUCCCCGGUGAACUGCAACGGCGAGGAGAUGAUGAUGAUGAUGGCAUCCAGUCCCCGGGAGGCCGCCGACAUCCUCAAACCCACCGAGCACCUCUGCGAGCCGGACAACUGCUCCCCGCGUGCUAAAGAGUUAACCGCUGAGCCCAUGUGAACACUCUGGCAGCAGUGGUUGAAGAUGAACACAUGUCACGCGGAGCAACGACUGCAACCACGUCACUUGACAAUGUUGCGUGUGUCCGUGUUUGUGGGGUCUAUGCGUUCCAAAAAAAGUCACACAAAUAGGCAAGCUGACAAGUUCUCCUGCCGGAAUGAUUGAUCUACUGGAUUGAUUUAUGCAGUGUCAUUGAAAUUUGACACCACUUUUUUAUUGGUUUGAAUGGAUUGUAAAUAAAGUGUGUCUGUUUUGUCCUUUA
Molecule: messenger RNA, 2402 nt
Organism: Hippocampus zosterae (dwarf seahorse)
Lineage: Eukaryota; Metazoa; Chordata; Actinopteri; Syngnathiformes; Syngnathidae
Gene: samd7
Product: sterile alpha motif domain containing 7
Exons: 9
Coding region: 572-2140 (522 amino acids)
Molecular function (GO): protein binding
Source: RefSeq, a predicted model, not a curated record